CAGAGCGAUCAGAGAAUGGGGUGGCUCCGCUCCAUCGUCUCCCCGCUCAGGAAGCUCUGGUGCAACAUGAACACAGUGCCGCGCAAGAAGAGAGGGAUCUACAUCCUCUACGACGACGUCAAGUCGUGCCAAUGCGAGGACGUGCACGUGCUCUGGUCCAUCCUCAUGGAGUCCCACGGCCUGCCGCCUCCGACGCCCACCACCGUGCUCAGGCUCACGCGGUGAUCGCCAGAGUUUGCAUCCGUCGGCCGUCGAUUGGCGUCAGCUCUGGCACGACGGCGCCCCCAGAAUAAGGAACGGCCGGCACGGGGUGCCUGUUGGCCGUUGCCGUGUUUUCACGGGAGGUGAAGUGGUGAACUAGUAUAGCUAGCAUAAUAUGCUUCUGUCGAAUGUUUAUAGAGAAGUUGGCUACAUUAAUCUGGCCUUCGUACGUCCAGCGCCUCUUUUGGAGCUGCUGAGACGAGAAAGCUGCUGCGUUCGCGGUUUGCUUGAUGAGUGUGGUGAUGGGCUCAUCCGAGCGCACCCCUCUUUUGAGUUUUGAUUUGACUCGUCGCUUUCUGUUAAGACUGCAUUCAGAAUUUCAGAUGCAGGUCAAUUCAUCCACCAUUACUGAUA
Molecule: messenger RNA, 615 nt
Organism: Lolium rigidum
Lineage: Eukaryota; Viridiplantae; Streptophyta; Magnoliopsida; Poales; Poaceae
Exons: 2
Coding region: 16-225 (69 amino acids)
Source: RefSeq, a predicted model, not a curated record